CCUCCGCGCACUCCCACCCCAACAUCUCCCACCCCGACAUCACCCGCCUCAUCACCUCGACAUACUUCGCCAACUCACACUCCAUCAUCGACCGCCUCACAAUCCUGCGACGACCGCGGCGAACCCGAAGUCGGUCGUUGCGCUCCGACUGGGCUCCUCGACGAUCGCAGCUCUCCAUCCAUCACAAGCUCACCCAGCCCCUACAAAGAAGGAGACGACGACGGCCACGACGACGAAUCUCUCCUCUUACACAGCCCUGAACGAUCACUCUCACCACCCCGUCAUUUGGCGUCCCCAAAAUCAGCUCGGUCACCCUUCCGUUUCUGGCGAAUCAACGACUCGUCACUGGCGUUCGUCCGAAAGCCCGCCUCCACCGAGAACCCAUUUCAGCGUCCAUGGGAGAAGGACUAUUCCCAGUCGAAAGAGCAAAACGAGACGGACGAGGUGGACGAGAAGGAUGAGCAGAACGAGACGGACGAGGAGGACGACGACAACAUCGACGUGAUGCCCAAGAGACGUCGCAUUGAAGAGAUGUUGGGACUCCCACCCACCAAACAUGCGCGUACCUCGACGCCGAACAACACAUCCACGGGUGCGCCUAUUGAGAUAUCGACGGAAAGCAGUCCAGAACACAUCGACACCUUCCUCCGAGCAAUCGCACCGAAUGCCGUUGUUAUUCGAGAUCAACCCUCGCAGAUCAUUGCAUUGGGAGAACACAUCUCCACAUACGAGCAAAACAAUUCGUCAACAUACCGUGGCUGUGCUUUUCUCAGUUCGGAAGGCGAGCAUGUCCAGACGAUACUCGUGGUUUUUGAAUGGGACAAAGGUGGAGGCACGUACUCUUC
Molecule: messenger RNA, 845 nt
Organism: Zymoseptoria tritici IPO323
Lineage: Eukaryota; Fungi; Ascomycota; Dothideomycetes; Mycosphaerellales; Mycosphaerellaceae
Exons: 1
Source: RefSeq, a predicted model, not a curated record